UUGGGGUCUCGGGUGAGGGGCGCAGGAGGCCGCCAUCUUGAGUUGCGAGCCUGGUCUUCAGACUCAUCGCUAGGGGCGGAGUGGUGACCCCGCUGUUACCGCAGCAGACGCCGCAGCUGGGGACUGGAAAGUCAGAGCGCCGGAUAGUGCCACAUUAAUAGAUGCCAUGGCUAGUCCAGGGAAAGAUAACUAUAGAAUGAAAAGUUACAAGAAUAAAGCCCUAAAUCCCCAAGAGAUGCGUAGACGAAGAGAAGAAGAAGGAAUACAACUUCGAAAACAAAAAAGGGAAGAACAGUUAUUCAAACGCCGAAAUGUCUCUUUGCCCAGAAAUGAUGAAUCUAUGUUAGAAAAUCCUAUCCAGGAUCCGGAUAUCAGUUCCACUGUACCCAUUCCAGAGGAAGAAGUUAUUACCACAGAUAUGGUUCAGAUGAUUUUUUCUAAUAAUGCUGAUCAACAACUAACAGCAACACAGAAAUUUAGAAAGCUGCUUUCUAAAGAACCUAAUCCACCAAUUGAUCAAGUUAUACAGAAACCAGGAGUUGUGCAGAGAUUUGUGAAAUUUCUUGAAAGAAACGAAAAUUGUACAUUACAAUUUGAAGCUGCAUGGGCAUUAACUAAUAUAGCAUCUGGAACUUUUCUACAUACCAAAGUAGUGAUUGAAACUGGGGCUGUUCCAAUUUUUAUCAAACUUCUUAAUUCAGAGCAUGAAGAUGUUCAAGAACAGGCUGUUUGGGCACUUGGUAAUAUUGCUGGUGACAAUGCAGAAUGCAGAGAUUUUGUUUUGAAUUGUGAAAUACUUCCACCUCUUUUAGAGUUAUUAACAAAUUCAAACAGACUUACAACAACCAGAAAUGCAGUAUGGGCCCUCUCAAAUUUAUGUAGAGGCAAAAAUCCUCCUCCAAACUUUAGUAAGGUUUCACCUUGCUUAAAUGUCCUGUCACGAUUGUUGUUUAGCAGUGACCCAGAUGUAUUAGCAGAUGUGUGUUGGGCCCUUUCUUAUCUCUCCGAUGGAUCCAAUGAUAAAAUUCAAGCUGUCAUUGAUUCUGGAGUCUGUCGAAGAUUGGUGGAACUUUUGAUGCACAAUGAUUAUAAAGUUGUAUCACCUGCAUUAAGAGCAGUUGGUAAUAUUGUGACUGGUGAUGAUAUACAAACACAGGUAAUUUUGAAUUGCUCUGCAUUACCCUGUCUCUUACACUUAUUGAGUAGCUCAAAGGAGUCAAUCAGAAAAGAAGCCUGCUGGACUGUUUCAAAUAUCACUGCUGGAAAUAGAGCUCAGAUUCAGGGUGUUAUAGAUGCAAAUAUUUUUCCUGUAUUAAUUGAGAUUCUUCAGAAAGCAGAGUUUCGCACCAGGAAAGAAGCAGCUUGGGCGAUAACUAAUGCGACAUCAGGAGGCACUCCAGAACAGAUAAGGUAUUUGGUAGCCUUAGGCUGCAUUAAACCACUUUGUGACCUAUUGACUGUUAUGGACUCUAAAAUAGUCCAAGUGGCUUUAAAUGGACUUGAAAAUAUUUUACGUCUUGGAGAACAAGAAUGUAAGCAGAAUGGAAUAGGCAUUAAUCCAUACUGUGCCCUCAUUGAAGAAGCAUAUGGCCUGGAUAAAAUCGAAUUUCUUCAAAGUCAUGAAAAUCAGGAAAUUUACCAAAAGGCUUUUGAUCUGAUUGAACAUUACUUUGGUGUAGAAGAUGACGACUCCAGUAUUGUACCUCACGUGGAUGAAAACCAACAACAGUUUGUAUUUCAGCAGCAGGAAGCACCAAUGGAAGGGUUUCAACUUUAACUUGGUAGGAGGAAAAAUUAAUGGCUAAAAAGGGUAGCUUCAGAUAUCUCCCUUUUCUUGUAAUGUCAUUAGGAAUAUUUGAUGUGUUUUUAUGUAGAACAAAAAAGAAAGACGUUAAUGCACUUUUAAAAAGCAAACAAAACAAGUUUCCAUCCAUAUGCAACCUUUUAUUAUAGUUUUGUUGUUAUUUUGGUGUGCCUGUAUAUAUGUCUUUCAUUGUUUUUUUGUAUCUAUUUGUGAACAGUUAAAUACAUUAUGAGAUUAUUUAAUAAUUUAAGCCUGAAAAGGAAAACUUUAGUAAAGUAUUACAAUAAUGGUUCUGAAUUUUUCUAGCAUUCUUAGAAACUGCACAUUAGCAGUACAGCUGUCGAUAAUUGCAUUUUGGCAGUAAGUUUGAUAUGCCCAUUCUUUACUAAAUCUACCUCUCAAAGCAAAAACAAAACAAAAGAGCUUCAGAAGCAUGAAACAGAGAAAAAGCUAAAUUAGAAUGUGAAAAUAGCUAUUACCUUAAAUUAUAAAUCACUGUGCUAUAAGUUAUACUUUGCAAAAAAAAAAAAUUAC
Molecule: messenger RNA, 2338 nt
Organism: Delphinapterus leucas (beluga whale)
Lineage: Eukaryota; Metazoa; Chordata; Mammalia; Artiodactyla; Monodontidae
Gene: KPNA5
Product: karyopherin subunit alpha 5
Biological process (GO): protein import into nucleus
Cellular component (GO): cytoplasm
Molecular function (GO): nuclear import signal receptor activity; protein binding
Source: RefSeq, a predicted model, not a curated record